Messenger RNA from Lactuca virosa, 693 nucleotides. NCBI's taxonomy places the organism in Eukaryota, Viridiplantae, Streptophyta, Magnoliopsida, Asterales, Asteraceae. The record is from the annotation of a GenBank genome assembly.
AUGAAAAAGGAUGAUCCAGGUAGUUUCGUUCUACCUUGUAGAAUUGGAAAGUUAGACAAGAUAGGCUUAUGUGAUUUGGGAGCAAGCUUAAAUUUGAUGCCUUUGUUUAUUUUCCAAAGAUUGGGAAUUGGAGAAGCUAGGCCAACCACUAUCUCACUCCAGCUGGCAGAUCGAUCGGUGGUAUACCCAGAAGGUAAAAUUGAGGAUAUUGUUAUCAAAAUUGACAAUUUCUUUGUUCCUGCUGAUUUUAUCAUUUUGGAUUAUGAAGCCGAUGACGAUUGUGGAAUAAUUUUGGGAAGGCCAUUUUUAGCUACCGUUGGAGCUUUAAUUGAUGUGAAAAAAGGAGAAGUCACAUUGAGAGUGAAUGAUGAGCAAAGGACGUUCAAUAUGUUUAAGACUGUGAAGCAACCUUUUAAUAUGGAAGAGUGCUCAUUUGUACGAGUCAUAGAUAACUUGGUACAUGCAGAAGUGGCUCAAUUGAGUAAAGUGACUCAUGAUAUUCAGGAAAUUGAAGAAUGGAAAAUAAAGGAAGAUGUGAGAUGGGUCAAGGAGGAGUUGGACCUAAAAGAUAGGCCCUUGUUUACUAUCCAGGUAGUUAGUGAUGAAGUGAGAGUCGUGGAAAAGAAAAAGUCCGAGCUAUGCUUAAAGAUCAGCCAUCAACAAUAUGAGUUCUUGGAUUAUCAUAUCAUGUGA